Molecule: messenger RNA, 681 nt
Organism: Oikopleura dioica
Lineage: Eukaryota; Metazoa; Chordata; Appendicularia; Copelata; Oikopleuridae
Source: the annotation of a GenBank genome assembly
AUGUCAAAAAUAAAUCCUUCACUCGUCCACUCUUAUGGGAAUGUUGGGCCAUGUAAAAACUGUUAUUACACGGUUAAAGAAAAGGGAAGAUGGAAGGAUAUGCAUUAUAUAACCGAAGAGAUGGCGAUGCUUCAAAAUGGCGAAGCAAUAUGUAAAUAUUGUGUUGAUAGCGCCUUCAAGCCUGAAAGGCAUGAGCUUGUUCGGUCUGAUGCAGAGCUGAAGUGCCCGGCUAAAAAUUGCGAUGUGAAAAAUCUUUCUUGGAGAGAGUACGGGAUCGGAAAAUGUUGUGCUCCAGCGAUGGUAAAACAAAGUGGAAAAGACAGGCAGGAGUACGUAACUUUGGUUAUGAAAAAUUUGAAUGAGGCCAGAGCUGUCGAGCCGGAAGAGAAAUUGGAAUGGGAGAAAAAGUAUCUCGAAUGGGCGAAAAAGGAUACUGAAAGAAUGGAAGCGUCCUUGAAAACUGCCUACAUUGGAGCUUUGCGAGAGAUGGGCGCCUCAGAAGAUAAGGAAGAGGGCAGUUGUGACAUCUGCUUCGAAGGCUACGACAAACAGGUGCGACGCGAGUGUACUCUCCUCUGCGGACAUCGAUAUUGCCUCCAUUGUUUGACUGGUCUCAAAGAGAAGUUCUGCCCAACCUGUCGUAUCCAGUUCACAAACGAACAGAUUAUCAAACUCUUCUGA